GUAUUGAAGUAUGUGCAACUCAAAGCACUACAUAAACUUGGAGAGCAGAGAUAUUUCUAGUAUUGUAAGAAAUGGACUUUAACGGUGACUAUUACUACAAACUUAAUCGUAUUUUUUUGUCAACUAUUGGCUUAUGGCCGCAUCGCUACAUUACGUUGAGGCAAAUCCAAUGCGUCGUAUCGUCGUUUAUUCUAAUAUCAGUAACAUUUUUUCAGUUACUAAGAUUGAUUACGACGAAAUAUGAUGUGGAUCUCGUUUUAAGAGUUUUAUCAUCCGCUUUGCCAUUCAUGUUAUUUACUGUAAAAUAUAUCACUUUUUAUUUUGUCACAGAAAAUAUAAAGGAAUUAAUGCAACAAAUUCACAAUGAUUGGAACGCUUUGAAAGAUAAUAACGAGCUUAAAAUAAUCCAUCGAUAUGCAAAAGCGGCAAGACUAUUCACUACAAGUCUAGCAAUCUUGAUUUAUGUGUGUAUACUCAUGGUUAUCUGCAUUCAGUAUGUGCCAAUCUUUCUUGACAUCAUAAUGCCAUUAAAUAAAUCUCGACAAACCGAGUUAUUAUUUCAAGUUGAAUAUUUUCUCGAUCAGGAGAAAUAUUUCCACACGAUUCAAUUUCAUUUAGAUGUAGGACUUAUCGUCGCUGCGAUGACAAUCCUGUCUACUGAAUCAUUUUGUUUAACACUUGCCAUACACGCAUUUGGAAUGUUUAAAAUAACUAGUUAUCGCAUGGAACGUAUAAUCGAUAAAAGUGCGCCGAAUACAUUCGUGGAAAAGUAUUACGUCUUUCACAACAAUAUAGUAACUGCUGUAAAUGGUCACAGAAGAGCAAUUGAAUUUUCCGAAAUUGUCAAAUCAACUUUUGCGAUACCUUAUUUGGCUUUAAUAUUGCUUGGAGUGACUUCAUCGAGCGUGAAUCUAUUUCUGCUCUUCCAAGUAAUAAUGUCAUCGACCACAAUGGAUGAUUUAAUAAGAUGUAUCAUAUUUGUCUUCUGCCAUUUUAUUUAUAUGUUCUCAACUAAUUACGCUGGUCAAAAAUUUAUCGAUCACGACGCUGAUAUCUACAAAAAGAUAUGCAAUAUACAAUGGUACGAUGCGCCUUUGAGAACACAGAAACAAAUAUUAUUUAUCAUACAGAAAACCAUAAAAAGUUAUCACAUAGAUAUCGGUGGCUUGUACAGUCCAUCAUUAGAAGGUUUCACAAUGCUUGCAAGUACGUCACUCUCUUAUUUUACUGUUCUCUGUUCAAUACAGAAAUAAUAAGUUAUCACAAU
Molecule: messenger RNA, 1267 nt
Organism: Temnothorax curvispinosus
Lineage: Eukaryota; Metazoa; Arthropoda; Insecta; Hymenoptera; Formicidae
Product: odorant receptor 63a-like
Exons: 9
Coding region: 72-1253 (393 amino acids)
Biological process (GO): detection of chemical stimulus involved in sensory perception of smell; sensory perception of smell
Cellular component (GO): plasma membrane
Molecular function (GO): olfactory receptor activity; odorant binding
Source: RefSeq, a predicted model, not a curated record